AUGGACGCUCCAUCAGACUCGGCUGUCGCGGCCAACAAUCUUGCUUCAACCCGCAACGAUGAUGAGCCAUGCAGCAUGCCGCAAACAGCCGAUGGCGAUCAGAACAUGGCUGCCGCCGAAACGACACAAGCACACAACGCCCAGUCCGGAGUAGGCGAAAUGGCCGCCGGAGCCGCCAAUCAAGCAGCUGCACCUGCAUCAGCGGCACCUGCGCAGGGGAAGCGCCCCAAAGACAAAGUCAAACGCAGCGUCGCAAUCCACACGGGCUACGUUGGCACCGGCUACAAAGCCGCUUUCCUCGAGGAGACCGGCUCGUCCAUCAAUCGCACGCUUGGGGAUGACGUCACCAUCGAGCAGGUCAUGGGUUUGCGCAUGCUUGUGGACGAGUCGUGCUAUGUGGCAGGGGGUCCAGGGGCCGAUACCGAGGGACUGGUCCUGGCUGAUUCCAUCAACCGACACCUGCCGUCGCAGAUCCGUGUGUUUACCGUACAGAAGACCAAUAAGAAGUUUAGUGCUCGGCACAUGUGCGAGGAGCGCGUGUAUCAGUACUACCUGCCGGCUAGCAUGAUCGACCUCAAAUGCGAUGGUGGUGAGGAGGACGCGGCGAAGCUGGCCGUGUUCAGAGACGCGCUGAGUUGCUUCCAGGUCUCUAGUUAUGUGCCGGUCGGCAUGGGGGAACCCGGGGGAGCAAAUGUGCAGUACAAACCAGGCCGCGGCGCUCACAAGCGCGGGCGGGAGAGGGAGGAGGAGGACGGCGAAGGAGAGGACUGCACGCCGCGUAGAGAACGUACGGAAGCAAGCGGCGCAGAGCCGCCGCCGCCGCCGCCGCCGCUCCCUCCUGGCGCUGCCGCCGCUGCCGCUGAGCUUCCAGACACCGGCACCGCUGGCGGCGGCAGCGGCGGCGGUGGGGACGCAGCCGCCGGUGACACGGAGAUGCGUGACGGAGCCAGCGGAGGCGGCGACAGCGGGUCAGCGGCGACGGCGGAGCUGCCGCUACCGCCGCCGCCACCUGCUCUGCAAAGGGGUCCUCAGCAGCCGCACGAGCAAUCCGGAGCGGUGGCGGAGGCGAGUGACGGUGACGGUGACGGUGGUGGUGGUGGUGAUGCCGACGGAGAACCGGAAGCAAAACGCCCCAAAACCGCCGCCACUUUAGCUUCAGCGGCGGAAGCGGUGGCGGUGGCGGAGGUGCCGCCAGCGGCGGGAGCCGAAGGUGAAGGACCUGCUGCCGCUGCCAAACGGCCGGCAGCCGGCCGCCGGGAGGGCGGAGGCCGGGGCGGCGGAGGCGGCGGCGGCAGGGAUGAUCGGCGACGACGUCGCGGCGGAGGCGGCGGCGGUGACGACGGCAGCGGCGGGGAUGAGGACGACGAGGAGGAAGAGGAGGGCUGCGCCGGGGAGCUGGAUGAGGAGGAAGAGGAGGAGGCGGCAGAAGCAGAAGCAGCAGCAGCAGAAGCAGCAGCAGGAGAAGCCGGGUGCGCAACUGUUGACGGAGGUGAUCAAGGACCUGGCACCAAACCAUCUCGCAAGAGACAGUACGGCCCGUACGGUCGUAAAUGUGUACUGCAAUGGCAGAUGGAGAUGGAUCCCCGGGACCGCGUCACUCAGACCUAUUACCGCCGCAUCCACCACUUCACGGCGGCGGACCCCCGCCCCCUGGUCGAGGGCGGUACUCCCUGCUUGCUACUGGAGGUGCGAGGUCAGAGCUUCAUGCUGCACCACAUACGGCACAUGAUCGGGGGGGCGGUGGCGGUGGCGCUGGGCCUUAUGCCCAAGGACGUCUUGUUGGGCUCCCUGGAGCCCCCCGCCCGGGUCGCCAUCCCCCGCGCCCCCCCGCACACACUGCUGCUGGCAGACUGCACAUUCGGCCGCUUCCCGCAGCAGUGCGGCCCAGGAGAUAACGAUUUGAGAAAUGUGACUGGUGUACGGCUCAGUGUACGAGCAGGAGGGCAGCAGCGGCGGGAGGACUUCCGACGCUCCGUACUCCUUCCCGCCCUCCAGCAGCUGGUGGAGCUAGCCGAGUGGGGGGAGUGGAAGGCGUCGCUGUACGACACGUACCCAUUCCCGCAGGACGGCCCCACACCGCCACCGCCACCGCCACCACCAGCCGCCUGUACCUCACGUCCCUCCUCCCACCCCACCCCACUACGGCCGUGGGAGGGUGCUCAAUCCAUCACCAUGCAUCAUGUGAUGCGCCGCCUCGCACACGUGGUGUCCAGCUAA
Volvox carteri f. nagariensis is the source of this 2217-nucleotide messenger RNA. RefSeq lists its product as uncharacterized. Gene Ontology annotation, cellular component: nucleus. NCBI's taxonomy places the organism in Eukaryota, Viridiplantae, Chlorophyta, Chlorophyceae, Chlamydomonadales, Volvocaceae. The coding region runs from base 1 to 2217 and encodes 738 amino acids. The transcript is spliced from 13 exons. Gene Ontology annotation, biological process: mRNA pseudouridine synthesis; tRNA pseudouridine synthesis. Gene Ontology annotation, molecular function: pseudouridine synthase activity; RNA binding. The record is from RefSeq and is a predicted model, not a curated record.